GGUAAAAUCAAACAGUAUAUAAAGGAAUUCUUUUCCAUUUCUUUCACAAGUUAAGAAAGUGUUCUUAUUGUAGUUAGGUACUGCCAUUGAUUCAAGUGUGCAGUAUUCUUUUGUCAGAUCAAUUUCAACAGGUUUUGCAAAUCAAUAGUCGUUUGCCUCAUCCGUUUUAUUAAAACUCGGAAUAUUGUUACCCUUGACACGCAAUAAUUUGGAUACUCUGCUUAAUUCUUGAAGAGAUAAAGAGUCGAGAUGACGCGAGCCAUUCUAUUUAUUGUAAUUUUAUGUUUUGUUUCAAAAUCUUUUGGCAAAACAUUUUCAGAAUGUGAUUUGGUCCGGGAAUUGAGGAAACAAGGUUUCCCUGAACAUCAACUAAGAGACUGGAUGUGCCUGAUUGAAGCGGAGAGUAAUAGGCGUACCCACGUAGUUGGUGGUUCUAACUCAGAUGGGUCACACGACUUUGGACUAUUUCAAAUAAAUGAUCGCUACUGGUGCAACAAUGGCGAACACCCUGGCAAGGAAUGCAACAUACGUUGCAAAGAUCUCCUGUUGGACGACAUCACAAUAGCUUCGCAGUGUACUAAGAAAAUAUUUGGUGUCCAUGGUUUCAACGCUUGGGUCGCGUGGGUCAACAAAUGCAAAGGGAAAAACCUCCGUCCACUUCCCUGUUAACGUGUAAUAGCACGAGGAUUUUACAUUUUGUA
This is a messenger RNA of Helicoverpa zea (corn earworm), 701 nucleotides long. Its product is annotated as lysozyme-like. The transcript is spliced from 3 exons. Gene Ontology annotation, molecular function: lysozyme activity. The record is from RefSeq and is a predicted model, not a curated record. Lineage: Eukaryota; Metazoa; Arthropoda; Insecta; Lepidoptera; Noctuidae. The coding region runs from base 250 to 669 and encodes 139 amino acids.